Rhopilema esculentum is the source of this 2562-nucleotide messenger RNA. The record is from RefSeq and is a predicted model, not a curated record. NCBI's taxonomy places the organism in Eukaryota, Metazoa, Cnidaria, Scyphozoa, Rhizostomeae, Rhizostomatidae.
AUGGUAGUAAUCAUUCAAUUCGCUGAAUUAGUAAUGGCGACGGACAUGCGUGCGAGAGCUUCGACUAUACCUGUUGGAGGAAAACGUUGUGUUGCUGGUGGCCCGAACGGGGUGAGUUGUGGAAAUAGUCAGCAUACGAAGGGAAUAUCUAUCCAUCAUUUUCCACACAAAGUUAAAGAUCGUGAGCGACAUUUGCUAUGGGUACGCUUCGUUCGCCGGCACCGGCCUAACUGGAAUCCGUCAGACCAAUCUGUUUUGUGUGGGAUUCAUUUUGACGAUGCCAGUUACACAAUGAGACGAGAUAUCGCAUUGUCACUCGGAAUGAAAGUUUAUUUAAAACCAGAUGCUGUUCCUUUGAUUGAUGUCGCGAAUAUUAGGGAAGAACAAGUCAGUUUGCCACUCCAAGCUCGUGAAAAAAGACAGAUUCUUCGGAACAUGAUUCGAGAGAAGCGACAGGACGACCAUGUUGUUGAAGGAGACGUUAUUUUACAAUCGCAUGGACCAAGUGACCACGAAAGUGCCGAAGAAGAAAUGCCAAGCGGAAGAAACACGGCAAAAGAUGGCGAGGUUGGGGAAAAAAAUUGUGAAAAAUGCGGUGUUCGUCAACAAAAAAUCCUUAAAUUACAAAAGAGAAUUCACAACCUGAAGAAAAGAAGGGAUGAAUUGAAAGCCAAUGCCCAACAGGAAAUUACUGAAUAUGACGACAAUGAUGAUUUUGAUGAUGAUGAUGAAGAAGGUGUAGCAAGAAAAAGAACAUUUUCAGAGAUGAGUGAUAUUUUACCUCGUGACGAGACUGAAUUUGAAGAAUCAGAUACGGACUGGUCAAGCCAUGAAGAAACUGAAUUUUCAUCAGACGAAGAGGUCCUUGAUACUGAUGCAAAAUUUGAUAAAAAAAACAGAGUUGAUUGUAGCCCUGAGACUAAGCCUACUGAUGAGCCCAAAUUUAUUGUCUUCUUUGGUAUGCUGAUGGCAAUAUUCAACCAGUUCUGUUUCAACUGUAAAGCAGAUAAGCCCAAUGUUCAGAUACAUCGAACAGGCUCAAUGGCAACUGUUACCCAGUCUUGCAGGCAAUGUGGCAAGGAGUUCAGGUGGAAGAGUCAGCCAUUGCUGUUUGGAAAAGUUCCUGCAGGGAAUCUUAUGAUGAGUUUUGCCAUUUUGACAUCUGGUGUUUCCAUAAGUCAAGUUCUUCUUAUGUUCAAACACAUGGGAUUAUUAGCAAUAUCAGUGCGUACUUUUUUUCUUCAUCAAAGAAAGUUUUUAUUUCCCUCUGUACUGUUGCAAUGGAACAAACAAUGCAAAUCAUUAAUCGAAAAAGUGAAGGAUCUGAAGGAUGUCCAAUGGUCAGGAGAUGGACGUUUUGAUUCGAUGGGGCACAAUGCCAAAUAUGGUGCUUAUACAAUGUUCUGCAACUCCAUCUCAAAAAUUGUCCAUUUUGAAGUAGUACAGGCCAAUCAAGCUGGGAGUUCCAAUGCAAUGGAAUUAUUUGGUGCAAAGAGAUGCUUUGAAUUUCUGAAGAAUGCUGGAUUGAAGAUACCUUCUUUCAUCAGUGACAGACACAGAAGCAUAGCAAAAUGGAUCCGCGAAUCAGAGCCAGAGACAAAGCACUUCCAUGACUUCUGGCAUGUAUCUAAAAGUAUAACAAAGAGACUCCUAGCAGCAAGUCAAGAAAAGGGAAAUGAAAUUUUGAAAUCAUGGAUGAAAGGAAUUCGAAACCAUUUGUAUUGGUGUGCUGUUUCCACAAAACAAGGCUUUGGAGAACUGAUUAUUGCAAAAUGGAAGUCGAUAAUGCACCAUGUUGCAGAUCAACAUUCAGACCAUCCAGAUCCCUUAUUCCAAAAUUGUGCCCAUGAAGAAAUUGAGCCUCGUGACUGGAUACCGAAAGGAACCCCACAGCAUGACAAGCUUGGUCUAAUUUUGAUGAAUGGCAACUUAUUAAAAGAUAUUGAAAAGCUAUCCUCAGAUGCCCAAACAAGCUGCCUCGAGGGCUUCCAUUCCUUGCUGAAUCACUGGCAUCCCAAGAUGACCCAUUUUUCUUGGCUUGGAACAAAUUGCAGACAUGCAUUGGCUGCCAUGCAUUUCAAUGAAAAUAUUCAGAGGGAAAGAAAAAGGACUACUGAUGGUGAACUAUCCUACAAUGUGCUUUACCCAAAGUUCAAGCUUGGAGAAGAAGUAGUGCGUGUGGUUGCCAUUCCUCCAACUUAUAGUUAUGUUAACGAUAUCAAAGACAUUAUGCUGUCAAAAUCAAUACAAGACCUGAAAGAAGCAUUUGAGAAUUUUACCAGAGAUAUCCCAGAGUCACUGACAAGUCAGUUCACAGAACGACGUACAAAAGCUGAUGCAAUCAAGUACCAAAAUGAAAGAAAGUCUAUACAGACUCCAUAUUAUCCAACAAUUGAACAGCAAGAAGAGCUGCAGUCAUCAGCUUCUCCUGCAAUCAUUCCAAAGAAGACAAGAGCCCCACCCUCUUGUAAGAAAUGCAAAAAGCCAAAGUUGGGUCAUCCAAGAGACCACUGUCCAGAGGCAACAGUUGCCCCUCCAUCUGAUUGAUCGGACUAAUAUUUU